AUGCCAAGAAGCGCCUCACCUUCUGUGAGAGGCCGAUUCCCUCCAAUGAACGUUUCUCAGCGGGCCACAGAUCAGUUUUACAAUUCAGAUCUCUAUCUUGGCUUGGUGUUCUUCAUAGUGUUGAUGAGCACCACAAUGUAUACAGCAUAUGCGCUCGGGAAUUGUUGGAAUAUUUUACGCAACAACUGGUCAAUCUACAAGGUACACUGCCGCAAGCCGUACCCAUCUAUCGGCUAUCGAGCAAUAGGUCCUAAAUGCAGAAAAUUUGUCUCCUUUAUCAUCGAUGUCAACCAGUUCGGAGUGUCGACCGUAUUUGUGCUCUUGUCGUCGAAAACAAUUCACGACAUGGUCAAGACGUUAACCAGUACGGAUAUCAGCUACUGUUUUGUUGUUCUUAUAGUAGCGGUUUGCCUUCUACCAGUUACCUGGCUCAAAUCUCCCCAGGAUUUCUGGUUAGCUGUUAUGGUGGCAAUGCUCACUGUCUUCAUCGCAAUCAUACUUGUCUUUGUUGGAAUCGCUCUCGACUAUGGGUUAUGUUCACCUUAUACAGAUGUGCCGCCAAUUACUGCGAAGAAUCUAUUCCUCUCCUUGGGUACGAUAAUGUUUGCCUGUGGUGGCCAUGCCGCCUUCCCGACGGUUCAGCAUGAUAUGAGGGAUCCAGGAGAAUACACUAAAUCCGUUGUUAGUGCUUUUAUUGCGCUUUUCUCACUAUACGGCCCCGUUGCCAUCUUCGGCUAUCUAGCCUAUCACGGCGCUGUGAGAGACUCAAUUCUACCAUCGGUUCAGGCCGAGUGGAUUCAACAUACAUGUAAUGCCCUUAUAACCAUACAUUGUAUUCUGACGGUAACCAUCAUUAUUAGUCCACUGAAUCAGGAUCUCGAGGAUCUAUUCCACUGUCCACACUAUUUCGGCUGGCAACGAGCACUAAUUCGAUCGGCAACCAUGUUGGGCAUUGUGAUCGUCUGUGAGAGCAUUCCAAAUUUUGGCCCAAUCUUGGACCUUAUCGGUGGCUCCACAAUGACUUUGGCAUCUGUCAUCCUGCCAUGUGUAUUUUAUCUUUAUUUACUCGCCAGAGAAGAAAAGGCAAAGAAGUUCGGUAAAGUUGAUGCACCACCGAGCUUCACAGAUGUUCUCAAAUAUGCUCCGCGAAUAACUAUAGCCAUAUGUUUCGGUAUAAUAGGAGACAAAAGGCCUCCAGAUGUGAUCCAUAAUUCCGUCCUGGCUCACAAAUCCGUGUUGGGAUGUAUGUAUGAUCACAUGUCAUUAUCACGCACUCUGCUUGGCCUCAUCGGAGGAGCAGCCGCUACCUUUUCGGCAAUUAUGGAACUGUCAACAACUAGCUUUCAAAUGCCUUGCUACGUCAAUAUCUUUAUUCAUGAG
Ostertagia ostertagi is the source of this 1380-nucleotide messenger RNA. Lineage: Eukaryota; Metazoa; Nematoda; Chromadorea; Rhabditida; Trichostrongylidae. The record is from the annotation of a GenBank genome assembly.